Acanthosepion pharaonis is the source of this 1287-nucleotide messenger RNA. The record is from the annotation of a GenBank genome assembly. Lineage: Eukaryota; Metazoa; Mollusca; Cephalopoda; Sepiida; Sepiidae.
AUGGCCCUCCACCUCCUCCUGUCCCUUUCCCUUUCUCACCCUCUUUUUUCACUCUUAUUCGCUUUCGGUCAAUUUCACUCCCUUGUUAUCAUUCUUGAUCUCUUUCAUUCUCUCUCGUUUUAUGAUUUUUACUCUCCAUUCUUUCUCUUUAUCACUCUUGACACUUUCUUUAUUUUUCUCUCUCUUCUUAUUACUCUUAUUCCAUUUCUAUUUCCUUCUCUCUUUUUCAUAAUCUUUAACCUCUCUUCCUCUCUUUUUUUAUCACUCACGCUUCUUUCUUUCUUUUUCUCUCUCUCUCUCUUCUUAUCACUCUUAUUCCAUUUCUAUUUCUUUCUCUCUCUUUUUCAUCAUUUUUAUCCAAUCACUCCCUCUCUCUUCUUAUCAUUCAUGCUUCUUUCUUUCUUUUUCUCUCUCUCUUCUUAUCACUCUUAUUCUAUUUCUAUUUCUUUCUCUCUCUUUUCAUCAUUUUUAUCCAAUCACUCCCUCUCUCUUCUUAUCAUUCAUGCUUCUUUCUUUCUUUUUCUCUCUCUUCUUAUCACUCUUAUUCCAUUUCUAUUUCUUUCUCUCUUUUUCAUCAUUUUAUCCAAUCACUCCCUCUCUCUUCUUAUCAUUCAAGCUUCUUUCUUUCUUUUUUCUCUUCUUCUUAUCACUCUUAUUCUAUUUCUAAUUCUUUCUCUCUCUUUUCAUCAUUUUUAUCCAAUCACUCCCUCUCUCUUCUUAUCAUUCAUGCUUCUUUCUUUCUUUUUCUCUCUCUCUUCUUAUCACUCUUAUUCUAUUUCUAUUUCUUUCUCUCUCUUUUUCAUCAUUUUUAUCCAAUCACUCCCUCUCUCUUCUUAUCAUUCAUGCUUCUUUCUUUCUUUUUCUCUCUCUCUUCUUAUCACUCUUAUUCUAUUUUUAAUUCUUUCUCUCUCUUUUCAUCAUUUUUUAUCCAAUCACUCCCUCUCUCUUUUUAUCAAUCUUAUCUCAUUUCUUUCUUUCUCUCUCUCUCUCUCUUCUUAUCACUCUUAUUCCAUUUCUAAUUCUUUCUCUCUCUUUUCAUCAUUUUUUAUCCAAUCACUCCCUCUCUCUUUUUAUCAAUCUUAUCUCAUUUCUUUCUUUCUCUCUCUCUCUCUUCUCAUCACUCAUAUUCCAUUUCUAUUUCUUUCUCUCACUUUUCAUCAUUUUUAUCCAAUCACUCCCUCUCUCUUCUUAUCACCCAUGCUUCUUUCUUUUUUUUUCUCUCUCUCUCUUCUUAUCACUCAUAUUCCAUUUCUAUUUCUUUCCAUCUUUCUAUUGUUCUGCUGCUGA